GAAAUCCAGUCUCCGUCUCUUGUCCUGGCUCCCUAGCUUUGGACUCUGAACUCCAGACCCUCUUGCCCCCCCCUGCCUUUUUGGACAGAACCCUCUACUACCUGGCUCUGUACAGGUGCCCCAUACACAGGAUGGCUCUCUUAGGCAAGGCAUCUGUUGGCCUGAGACCAUCUCUUUGCCAUCUCAUUCUUCUCCUUUUUGUUGCACCUUUGCUCAGCUCAGCAACUGCAGAAACGUGGACUCCAGAAAGUUACCACGAUGAUGCUUUUCCUCCACUUUGGCAUCUUGCUCCUGGAAACUUGGAAGAUUAUCCAAUACAAGGCAAUAAAGUAGUGGUUGCUGCCUGGAAUUACAAAGAAAGAAUGGGACUGUACAAACUAAUGCUAAAUCAUUCAGCUAAAUAUUUUGCAGCUCUGGGGGCCAAUAAUGAGGGCAAUAUUCUCUGGGGUUUGCCACUGCAACAUGGUUGGCAAUACCGGUCAGGCAGACUAGCAGAUCCUCUUCAUUUUACAUCCUGUGGCCACAAAGAUGGAGAUAAUCUGUGCUUAUCUGUACACAACUGGUGGGCUUGUGCAAAUUAUGCCCUAUCGAUUAUCCCAUUUCUGGCAGCUGUAGAAAGUGGUUUCUUUGGAAACUUACCAUAUGAAAUAGAAAUGCUACCACCAGAUAAGCAAAAAACUGACUUUUGUCACAACAUUGUGGAAUGCAACAAUCAAGCACCAAAAGUCAUGGCUGGGUGGAGGGAAUACUUCAAGUAUCUCUUAUUUACUGCACGAAACCCUGAGGCAUUUUCCUUCUCAAAAGAUGAAGCACUGAAAUAUAUGUGGAAAGCUCAUGUUGCCUCCCUCUCUUAUGGACUUCCCAAGUGUCAAAAUCGACUGAAAUUCCUCAGUGGCCCAGAAAGUGCUUUUGGAGAAGACUGGGGUAGUGCAGUGGACUUCAUUGCAGCCACACAUUUUUCUACAGACCAGAAGACCACAAACCAUUUCCAAACUCGAUUACCACCACGAAAACUCAUUGAAGAAGACAGAGCCCCACUGAUUGCCGACUUUACCUCUGAGCAGAAUAAAGUGUUGGCUAUGCUUUCUUCUCUUCGCAAGACAAAUGAGAGAAUGGGAGGAACUUUGUUGGGGCUAUGGAAAAUGGCAAUGUCCACAGAAGCUGGAAGGAAAGCAGGACGUGCCUUUAUUGAAAAUUUUUUGUAAGAACAAUUACCCAUCUCUGGACAAUGCUUAGUUUCUACACAAGUCUGCUUGUCUUAACUAUGUAACAGUUUGUCAAUGUUUAUCCAAUUGAUUAUCCAAAUAGUCUCUAAUGAUGUAACAAUCUAAAUCUGUAUGUGGAAAUGUUGGUCUUUGAAUUUCUGAUUUGAUUUGCUCAUUGCUUUGGAUACUUUUUACACACAGAAGUACAUCCAUAAAUAAAAGAAGAAUAAAGUGACACUUAUCUUUAUAGAUCCAGAGGAGUUAGCCAUGUUAGUCUGUAGUAGCAAAAUAGUAGAGUCCAGUAGCACCUUUAAGACUAACCAACUUUACUGUAGCAUAAGCUUUCGAGAACCACAGCUCUUUUUGUCAGAUGCAUGGAGGGUAUGAAGAAACUGACCAGAUAUAUAUAGGUGGUGAGGGGAGGGGGGAGUAGAUGCAAUCAGUUGCAAAAGUCAUGAAAGAGGGGGAGCGCACACUCCAGGCUGGCUGUGACCCUUCCCCUCUGGAAUUAUAAUGGAAUGCUGAAAAUAUAAAUGAAUCACAUUUAUUUCCUUUGCUUAAUUUAUAAUAAA
This is a messenger RNA of Eublepharis macularius, 1777 nucleotides long. RefSeq names its product chromosome 1 C6orf58 homolog (gene C1H6orf58). The record is from RefSeq and is a predicted model, not a curated record. NCBI's taxonomy places the organism in Eukaryota, Metazoa, Chordata, Lepidosauria, Squamata, Eublepharidae. The transcript is spliced from 7 exons. The coding region runs from base 132 to 1205 and encodes 357 amino acids.